AUGAGUAAUUACUCCGAGACCCUCUCCGCACUAGCAUCGCAGCUUUCGCAGCUGGCGACUUCGACCUCUAGCGAUGUUGAGAAGAACAGCACCGCUGUCGACAUUGCACAAAAGAUCCUUGUAGCAACUCGAGGACCGACGCCAGACUGGAUGGACUGGAUGAUCAGUGUUUUGGAAUUAAUUGGGCUGAAAAUAUUCCUCGACUGGAAGGCCCUGGAAAUGAUCCCGCUGGAGGGCUCUAUUGAAUAUGCUGAUCUGGCUGGGAAGGUGGCAGCGGACGAGCCUCUCGUUAGACGGCUCGCCUGGGUUCUUGUCUCUGGUGGGAUACUGCAUCAGAUUGACGAGGACAAGAUUGCGCAUACAGAAAAGUCGCGCCAGUAUCUUCCUGGGAUGCCCAACGAAAUCUUACUUCACAUGAUGUUCGAGGAGCACGUGGUCACAGCCCUGAAGCUUCCAGAGUACUUUGAACAAUAUGGCCGCCGGGAGCCGGCUACUCGCCGUCACACGCCCUAUGCCUUUGCUCAUGGUCAACCUGAAAAGGAAGUUUGGGAGAUCCACCAAGAGAACCCUGAGCAGGUGAAAAGAUUCAUGAAAGGAAUGGAGAUGGUGCAGCAAUUCAUUCCUUUGGCGGGUAUCUACGACUUUAGCUGGGUGGAGGCGAAGCUCUCCGAGCAGCACGACAGACCGAUUCUUGUAGAUGUGGGCGGUAGCAAGGGCCAUGUCAUCAAGGCGAUCAUGAAGGAAAACCGUUUCUUACCAGCCGAUCGCAUCAUUCUCCAAGACAGAGAUGAGGUGAUUGAACAAGUUGCCAAACUCAAAGAUCCGGAGCUUGAGGGAGUACAAUUGCAAGUACACGAUUUCCAUAAAGCGCAACCCGUCAAAAACGCAUUGAUUUAUUGGAUCCGGCGUUGUCUGCACGACUACGGAGACGAUGACUGCGCCAUGAUGCUCACCCACUUAUCGGAUGCUAUGAGUUCGGACAGCAAGGUACUAGUCGUCGAAUACGUCCUCCCAAACCCUCCUCCGCCUAUUGGCGCCAUGACCGAUUUCAGCAUGCUUGGAAUCGGAGGAAAGGAACGAACUGCCACCGACUGGGAACUGCUCAUAGCUAGGUCUGGGCUGAAGAUCCAGGAGAUUCAUGGCUUGGACAUGAAGAUGCAGGUCAUUGAAUGUGUCAAAGCCUGA
Messenger RNA from Colletotrichum orchidophilum, 1185 nucleotides. RefSeq names its product O-methyltransferase. The transcript has 4 exons. Bases 1 to 1185 code for a protein of 394 amino acids. The record is from RefSeq and is a predicted model, not a curated record. Gene Ontology annotation, molecular function: O-methyltransferase activity. NCBI's taxonomy places the organism in Eukaryota, Fungi, Ascomycota, Sordariomycetes, Glomerellales, Glomerellaceae.